Messenger RNA from Exophiala viscosa, 1014 nucleotides. RefSeq names its product Endonuclease/exonuclease/phosphatase. The record is from RefSeq and is a predicted model, not a curated record. Gene Ontology annotation, biological process: double-strand break repair. Lineage: Eukaryota; Fungi; Ascomycota; Eurotiomycetes; Chaetothyriales; Herpotrichiellaceae. Gene Ontology annotation, molecular function: 5'-tyrosyl-DNA phosphodiesterase activity; single-stranded DNA binding. The transcript has a single exon. Gene Ontology annotation, cellular component: cytoplasm; PML body. The coding region runs from base 1 to 1014 and encodes 337 amino acids.
AUGGACCCCAAAAUCAAGCGCAUGAUCGAUAUGAUCAAUUCUAAGAAGAAGCUAUCGCAUCCUUGGAGGCGACAGGAAAGGUAUGAUCAGUCAUACUAUACAUUCUCUCCGGAUAAGUCAACAUGGGAAGCGGUAUCUCCUUCGAGGAGCGGUUCACCAGCUUCCUUGAUUCCCAAAAUCUCCAUCAUGUCCUGGAACAUCGACUUCAUGCUACCUUUCACAGACGAGCGCAUGCUGGCUGCGCUAAAGCACUUGGAGUCUCAUGUCCAGGCCAACAGUACCCCAACAAUUGUCAUGCUGCAGGAGAUGCUCGAGACAGAUCUUGCCCUGAUACAAGAGCAACCGUGGAUCCGUGAAAAGUACAGCUUGACUGACAUAACCUCCAAGUACUGGGAGUCAGGACACUAUGGCACUUGCACCUUAAUCCCGACAGUUCUGCCAGUCAAUGCUGUCUUCAGGGUGCACUAUGAACAAACAGUCAUGGAAAGAGACGCUCUGUUUGUCGAUCUGGCAUUCGGCAAUGGCCAUAGCAUCCGCAUCUGUAACAGCCAUCUUGAAUCACUGAUCGCCGAUCCGCCCAAAAGACCACAACAACUCGCCACCGCAGCAAAAGUCAUGCGCGAUCCAGCAGUCACUGGAAGCGUGAUUGGUGGGGAUUUCAAUGCCAUCCAGGACUUCGACAGAACGCUUCACACCGACAACGGUCUGCAAGAUGCAUACUUGACAAUGGGCGGCAGCGAAGAUAGCGACGAAGGGUAUACAUGGGGCCAAAUGGCGCCAACCAAACAAAGGGACCAGUUCGGUUGCAGUCGGAUGGACAAGUUGUUCUUCUGCGGCAAUUUGCGAUGUGAAAAGUUUGAGAGAUUCGGUCUGGGCGUCAAGGCAGAGGAGAAGCAUGUCCAGGACAGCCUGAUCAAAGAGGAAGGGAUGGAAGAAGGUUGGGUGACCGAUCACCUGGGCGUGAAAGCUGAAUUCAGCAUCCCGAACUCGAGAAAGACGCUUGAAAACAUGUGA